AUGGUGGCAGCCCGAGACGCGACGCGCCGGCGCAAGGCCGUCACCGCGCUCGACGCCCCGCUGCCCCGGCGCGCGCUGAGCCCGACGUUCCGCCUCCCGACGCCAGUGCAUGGCACGCGCCAAGCGCGCCGCCCGACGCGUCUCGGGAAGCAGCUGCCCGAUCGGUUCAUUCCGCUGCGUGGCGCCAUGAACAUGGAUUACUGCGCGUACCUCGUGGCCGAGCCAGACGUCAUUGCGAGCCCGGAGCCACUGCCGACGCACCGCGACAUGCUCAUGGCCCACCUCGUCGCGUCGCCCGAGGAAGGUACACGUCUCCUACGCUACCGGCCGCGACCGCGAUCGGUGCCAGAGCCACCGGCGCGCCUCCGCCACCAUGAGCUCGACAUGGCGCGCAGUGAAGGGCGUCAUAUACCUACUGUACCGACGCGCAUCUUGGACGCGCCAGAGCUGCGCGACGAUUACUACUUGAACCUCGUGGCGUGGGGCUCCGAGAAUGUGCUCGCCGUCGCCCUGGGCCAGCUCGUGUACCUCUACAACGUCGAUACAGGCAGCAUCCAGGUGCUCCAGGCGGCUACCACGACGCCCAGCGACUACGUGACGUCGGUCGCGUGGACGAGCGACCGGCAACUCGCAGUCGGGACGUGCAAGGCCGAGCUCCAGAUCUGGGACGUUGUCGGCUCCAAGCGCAUACGCACCCUCGAUGGCCACGACGAGCGCAUUGGCGCACUCUCGCACAACGCGUCCACCUCGAUCCUCGCGUCCGGGUCGCGCGACACCAAGAUUCGAUACCACGACCUCCGAAGCACGCCUUAUGCUGUCUCGACACUGCGCGGCCACACACAAGAGAUUUGCGGCCUCGCGUGGUCGCCCGACGGCAAGACGCUCGCGUCGGGCGGCAACGACAACUGCUUGAGCCUCUGGGACGCAGCGAUGCACGUUUCUGCGCCCCGCUGCACGCUGCAGGAGCACACGGCUGCGGUCAAGGCCCUCGCGUGGUGUCCGUGGGAGCGCCAUUUGCUGGCAUCGGGCGGGGGCACUGCCGAUCGCUGCAUCAAGUUCUGGAACGGAGCAUCGGGCACGGCGCUGCAGAGCGUGCACACCGGCUCCCAGGUGUGCGGACUGCUCUGGUCCCCAUACGAGCGCGAGCUCCUCUCGUCCCACGGCUUUUCCCAGAACGAGCUCUGCCUCUGGAGCUACCCGCGCAUGGCCCGCCUGCGCGAGUUCACGGGCCACACGGCGCGCGUCCUGCACAUUGCGCUCUCACCAGACGGUGGCUCGGUCGUUUCGGCGGCGGCUGACGAGACGCUGCGGUUCUGGAAUGUCUUUACGCUCAAAGGCGCAACACCGGCGCGGUUCGGGUCCACAGCGCACUUUUCGACCCACUGCGGCAUCCGGUAG
Messenger RNA from Saprolegnia parasitica CBS 223.65, 1398 nucleotides. RefSeq lists its product as hypothetical. The transcript is spliced from 4 exons. The coding region runs from base 1 to 1398 and encodes 465 amino acids. Gene Ontology annotation, molecular function: ubiquitin ligase activator activity; anaphase-promoting complex binding; protein binding. The record is from RefSeq and is a predicted model, not a curated record. NCBI's taxonomy places the organism in Eukaryota, Oomycota, Saprolegniomycetes, Saprolegniales, Saprolegniaceae. Gene Ontology annotation, cellular component: anaphase-promoting complex. Gene Ontology annotation, biological process: positive regulation of anaphase-promoting complex-dependent catabolic process; positive regulation of ubiquitin protein ligase activity; anaphase-promoting complex-dependent catabolic process.